This is a messenger RNA of Cydia fagiglandana, 1019 nucleotides long. RefSeq names its product ubiquitin fusion degradation protein 1 homolog (gene Ufd1-like). The transcript has 7 exons. Gene Ontology annotation, molecular function: polyubiquitin modification-dependent protein binding. The record is from RefSeq and is a predicted model, not a curated record. Bases 112 to 1017 code for a protein of 301 amino acids. Gene Ontology annotation, cellular component: VCP-NPL4-UFD1 AAA ATPase complex. Lineage: Eukaryota; Metazoa; Arthropoda; Insecta; Lepidoptera; Tortricidae.
CAGCUGUCAAAUCGAUGUUUAUUUUCUACUGCUAGAUUGUGUGUGCAUGAUUUUGCAAUAAAUUAAAAUUUAUUUGUUUCUGAUAAAGUAAACUUAAUAAACAAUAUCAAAAUGUUUGGUUUCAACAUGUUUCAUGAAAUAUCGAGGCCUUUCAACAUGACCUACAGAUGCUUCUCAGUGUCCAUGCUGCCAGGAAACGAGAGGCAGGAUGUGGAGAGAGGAGGCAAAAUAAUCAUGCCACCGUCAGCGCUAGAGCAGCUAACAAGGUUGAAUAUAGAGUACCCCAUGAUCUUCAAACUGACCAAUAAGAAGUCCAAGAGGUCCACACACUGCGGAGUCCUGGAGUUUGUGGCUGAUGAGGGGAAGGUGUAUUUACCACACUGGAUGAUGGCCAAUUUGGUGAUGGAGGAGGGCACUCUGCUCCAGAUUGAGAGUGUUUCCCUGCCCGUUGCUACAUUCUCCAAGUUCAAACCGCUUUCUGAGGACUUCCUAGACAUAAGCAAUCCUAAAGCAGUACUGGAGAACUGCCUACGUAACUUCUCAUGCCUGACGACCGGUGACGUCAUUGCCAUCAAGUACAACUCCAAAGUGUACGAGUUGUGCGUGCUGGAAACCAAGCCCGGGAACGCGGUCAUCAUCAUCGAGUGCGAUAUGAACGUAGAAUUCGAAUCUCCCGUCGGCUACAAGGAAGAGGAGCGUACAAGCCACGAGACCCAGGGCGAGGCGGAACAUGACCCCGCAGCCCUCAUGCCCGAGCCCAGCGGCUUCGUGCCCUUCAAGGGGGAGGGGAACAGGCUGGAUGGCAAGAAGAAGAAGCUGGUUAGCGAGAGCGACUCGGAGCCGGCGGCGCAAAGUCGACAGCCCUAUGUCCGCGGCAUACCCGACUAUGACUACGAAAUCGGCACUAUCCGGUUCAUCCGCACGCGGCCGUCGAGCGCGCGCGAGGACACGCCCGUCCAACCCUUCGAGGCCUUCAAGGGGGAGGGCUUCACACUGCGCACUGCCAAGUCCAACUAAUC